Messenger RNA from Athene cunicularia (burrowing owl), 3517 nucleotides. It is a transcript of the gene WIPF3, whose product is annotated as WAS/WASL interacting protein family member 3. Gene Ontology annotation, molecular function: actin binding. NCBI's taxonomy places the organism in Eukaryota, Metazoa, Chordata, Aves, Strigiformes, Strigidae. The transcript has 9 exons. The record is from RefSeq and is a predicted model, not a curated record. The coding region runs from base 566 to 1543 and encodes 325 amino acids.
CAGCGAGUGAAAUAUUGCUGAAAUUGUGACAACAGUGACACCUGUUAUGCGUUCUGCAUGAACCGAAUUGUUAAACUGCUUCCUGAUUCAGUCAGUAUUUUCUGUUUCUCCAUCUGUAUAUGCAGCAUAAACUCCUGUUUAUUUAAGAAUGUGUGUUUGUAUAUUCAUUAAUAAAGUCUUUGGAUUGCAUCCUUUGUACUGAAAGACGAGACCCAAGGAAGAUGAUCAAGGAAAUGAAUACAGCUUUAUUCCAUGAUGGCAGUCCGAGCUGGGGCGCUUUAUAGGUUUGUGUGCGUGAGGAUGGUUCCUGUUCGCUGUGUGGACCUGUGACCCAAAACAGUGUCCUGGCUGGAAUGUGCAGGCGGUGUGGACACUGCUGCCACCCACGGCUCGUAAAGAGACAUUACCCAGCGUGAGGUGGAAAGAUUGAGUGCUUUGCCAUCAGUUACCAGCUUCCGUGUACAAGGUAACAUACAAGAAGCUCUGUGUGGGACCCUUAAAGAGGUUUGUGACAUAGACUUUGGCUAUAUUUUUCAUAACUGCGUGAAGCUAGAAAUCUUAACGGAUGCCUGUGCCACCGCCACCACCUCCUCCUCCACCGCCUCCACCACCUUCUGGAGGGCCCCCUCCACCACCGCCUCUGGCAAGUUCAGAUGUACCAAAAUUGCAAAAGGAAGACCAAAAAGCACGAAAUGCUCUCUUAGCUGAUAUCCAGCAAGGAACUCGCUUAAGAAAAGUGACUCAAAUCAAUGACCGCAGUGCACCUCAGAUUGAAAAACCCAAAGGAGCUAAUAGAGAUGGAGCUAAUCCAGCCAUUAAUAAAGGAGGCUCUCAGCAGCCUCUGGGAGGCUUAUUUGCUGGUGGCUUUCCUGUUCUCAGACCAGCAGGCCAGAGGGACAUGCCAGGCGGGAGGCCUGGGCAGCUCCCUGGAGUCCGAACAGCGGCUCCCAAGACCUGCGCCCCACCGAACAGCAGCGCAGCGAAGGCGAGCGGUAACGCCUCGCACCCAGCCGAAGGCCCGAGGGCAGCUGCUCCCCCACUCAGGUGGCUACUGGUGUUACUAAUUUGGGAUGAGGGCUUUAACAGCGCUGCCGGCGGCGCUGACGUGCCCCCGCCGCUGCCCCCCAAGUCCCCCCACCUGCUGUCGCAGUUCCAUAAGCCAAGCAGCAUCCAGUCGCUGCCGCUCCCUCCCACCCCCGGCCUCCCUCAGCCCGCAGCCGAAGCCAGGAAGAAGAGACCCGGCCGCGGGGCAGGAACCGGUGCUGGGAAGCUGGUCACGCCUCCACAGCCACCAGCAAGAUCACCAACAACUGAACUUACCAGCAAGUCUGGAGUCUUAGCCUGGGCUACAGCUCAUGACCCCUACCUGCCACUUAAAAAUGGAAAUAUGCACAUGAUUGAUGACUUUGAAUCUAAAUUUACCUUCCAUUCUGUGGAAGACUUCCCCCCACCUGAUGAAUUCAAACCAUUUCAGAAAAUAUAUCCCAGCAAGAUAGCUAGAGAUGCCACUAAAAAUCCUCCAUUAAGAACACAUGUGAGAUGAGAAGAGUCUUCUGAUGCUCUCUGGAUUAGUAUUAAAAAAGAACAUCGAGAGAAUAUAUAAAACAGAAGGUGUCCCCAUUACAGUGAUAGAGAUCAUAUUUGAAUUGCAAGUGCUGUAGUGUUGACAUUUCUGUAAACUGGAAAAGUGAUGUAAAUGAUACUUUUUAAACUGGCCUACAUACUACAGGAAUGUUAGUACAGGCUUUUAAAUUAUUGUAUAUAGGUGGAUAUUUUUUAAGCAAAGCAGCAUAAAAUUUAAAUUCUUUGUAGUGUUGAAACAGUUCAUUCUUAUGAUGCUGACAGAUGUUACCUCAGAAUACUUUUUGCAUUAGAUGCCCUGUAGUCCACUCUUCCCCUUUCAUCAUCAUCUUCAAGUAUUCUGGAAAUUCUCUAGUUGUUAUUCAGACAUUUUUCAAUGAAAAACUAACAUGCUACCUUUAGUCUCUUUGUAUGUUUCUUCCCUUCUAUUCUGCCUAUCCUCAGAUUGCAGCAGAAUGUCACCUUUAUGAACAGAUGGCCCACAGUCCUUUUCUCAUCAAGCAUGAAGAGGAAAGAGAUGACAAGGAGCUGUGGCUGCUGUUGAGCCUACCUCCUGUUGAUUACAGAUCCUUAUAGGAUAGUGCCUGAAGAAGUCCAGCUGGGUAGGGUGGUCACAGACUUGACAAAGAUGAUGGAACUUUUCCAAACUGGAGGAAAAAAAACUUGUUCUACUGUAAGCAAAAAAAAUCCCCACGGUCUGUGUGAAGACACAUCCCACGGCAUAUAUCCUGGCAAUUAAGAGGCCUUUGGAUGAGGGGUCCAAUACUUACAUUUUAAAGACGCUACUACUAUUCAUCCAUGGCAAUAGUGAGGAUUCAUUGUCCAAAAUACACCACAUGGAACAAGCAGUCCCCAAAAUGGUUGUUCCCUUGAACAGAACUGGUUGAAAAAAGUAACAACCUACAGUGGACAAGACCUUAGCUUCUGCUUUUAAUAUGCAACCUGGGGUAAGGUCUCUGGAUCACAGAUGUUCAUGAGAGAUCUAUUUUGAGCAAGAAUUAUCCUUAUCCUUGUGCAUUUCACUGCAUUAGGAGGAGUGUUGGCAGCAAGCCAGGGGAGGUGAUCCUUCUCCUCUGCUCAGCACUGGUGAGGCCACACCUGGAGUACUGUGUCCAGUUCUGGGCUCCCCAGUACAAGGAAGACAUGGACAUAGCAGAGAGAGGCCAACAAAAGGCCACUAAGGUGACAGAGACUGUGGCAUCUCUCCUAUGAAGAAAGGCUGAGUGAGCUGGGACUGUUCAGCCUGGAGAAGGCUCAGGGCAAUCUUAUCAAUGUGUAUGAGUAUCUGAAGGGAGGGUAUAAAGAUGGAGCCAGGCUCUUUUCACAGGAGGCUCUGUCUGAACAUCAGGAAACACUUUCUGAGUGUGGGGGUGGCUGAGCACUGGUGCAGGUUGCCCAGGGACAUUGUGAAGUCUCACUGCUUAGAGAGACUAAAAAGCCAUCUGGGCAGGGUCCCGGGCAACAGGUUCAAAGUUGGAUCAGACAACCUCCAGCCACCUGUUCCAACUUCAACCACUUUUGGAUUCCCCUACUUAGAGCUUUCCUGGGUUCCUGCACUUGGGUCACAACCUCGUGCAAUGCUGCAGGUUUGGGAAGAGCAGGCUCAGCAGAGGAUGUGGAGGUGUUAGUGGACAGCAAGCAGAAUAUGAGCCAGCAGUAGGCCCAAUGGCAUCCUGGUGUUUCAGAGAUAGCGUGGCCAUCAGGGACAGGAAAGUGAAUAGAGUGAGUCCCCCUGUACUCAGCACUGGUGAGGCCACACCUUGAAUACCAUGUUCAGUUUUGGGCCCCUCACUACAAGACAGACACUUGAGGUGCUGGUGAAGGGCCUAGAGCACAAGUCUUCUGAGGAGCAGCUGAGGGAACUGGGGCUGUUUAGCCUGGAGAAAAGGAGGCUGAGGGGAGACCUCAUCACUCUCUACAACUACCUGAAAGGAAG